AUGGAAGAGACAAAAUCAAGAUUCAGGAGGAUCUGUGUCUUCUGCGGAAGCAGUUCCGGCAACAAAACCACUUAUCACGACGCUGCUCUCCAACUCGCCCACCAACUGAUAACCGGUGAUUCAAUUGGAGAAGUUAUUACGGUAUCGACUAUGCAUCAAAGGAAGGCUGAAAUGGGUCGCCAAGCGGAUGCCUUCAUCGCACUUCCUGGGGGAUAUGGAACAUGUGAAGAGUUGUUGGAAGUCAUCACCUGGUCUCAACUUGGGAUCCACACUAAACCGGUGGGACUACUGAAUGUGGAUGGAUUCUACGAUUCACUAUUGACGUUUAUAGAUAAGGCAGUGGAUGAAGGUUUUGUCUCCUCGACCGCCCGCCGUAUCAUCGUCUCAGCCCCGACCGCUCCUCAGUUGCUCCAACUUCUUGAGGAGUAUGUUCCAAAGCACGACGACUUUGUGUCCAAAAUGGCGUGGGACGAUAUUACGGACGCUGCCACAUCUGAACGCGACUCGUAUUAG
Molecule: messenger RNA, 513 nt
Organism: Eruca vesicaria subsp. sativa (arugula)
Lineage: Eukaryota; Viridiplantae; Streptophyta; Magnoliopsida; Brassicales; Brassicaceae
Source: the annotation of a GenBank genome assembly